Cylindrotheca closterium is the source of this 663-nucleotide messenger RNA. NCBI's taxonomy places the organism in Eukaryota, Bacillariophyta, Bacillariophyceae, Bacillariales, Bacillariaceae. The record is from the annotation of a GenBank genome assembly.
AUGGCACCAGUCGACGAACAAUCCAAUGGCACUUCAGCGGGUGCUGAUAAGCAAGGCACGUCGUCUUCUCCAGCAGAAGCUGCAGCAGCCGAUGGUAUGCCGGAGGGCAUGAAUAUCGCAGUUGCAGAAGAAGAAGCUGGAGAUGGUACGGAAUCACUUGGAUCAGCUGAAGGUGGCAAUGAUGAUGUGAAGGCAAAGAAGCGCAAAGAGCGCUUGGAACAGAAUCGUAUUUCAGCUCGAGAGUCUCGCAAACGCAAAAAGACCAUGAUUGAAGAAUUGCAGCGAACUGUGAUUACACUAUCAAAAGAAAACAAGGAGUUGACCGACAGAAAUGAUAACUUGCGAACACAACUUAUGGAAAUUGCAUCAAAAUACCCCAAUGUUGUCCCCCUCCAAGCCAUUAUGAACGGAGCUCCGGCCGCUCAAGUAGGAGUGAGUCAUGGUGCUCAGCAGUUGCAACACCAGCAACACCAACAGGCUGCUGCUGUAGCCGCUGCCGCUCAGGCAACCUUUAACCCCUUGGCUUACUGGCCACAUCAACAUCAACAACAACAGCACGCUCAAGGACUACCUCAACAGCAGCCACCACCGCAAAUGGCUCAACCUACUGUCACGGCUCCAGCUCCUACGGGAACCCCGUCAGAUGUUGUGGCGGAUGUUUAA